This is a messenger RNA of Linum trigynum, 3052 nucleotides long. The record is from the annotation of a GenBank genome assembly. NCBI's taxonomy places the organism in Eukaryota, Viridiplantae, Streptophyta, Magnoliopsida, Malpighiales, Linaceae.
GUAUCUAGAAUAACAUCCAUUCGUGUAAUGAUUGCUCUUGCUGCCUUGAACAAUCUCGUGGUACACCAAAUGGAUGUUAAGACUGCUUUUUUGAACGGUGAUCUGGAUGAAGAAAUCUAUAUGGAACAACCAGAAGGGUUUGUUAUCCCCGAACAUGCCUCGAAAGUCUGUAAGUUAGACAAAUCAUUAUAUGGUUUGAAACAGGCUCCAAAACAGUGGCAUGAGAAGUUUGACACUCUCGUUCUCUCACAUGGCUUUAAGGUGAAUGAAAGUGACAAGUGUAUUUACCGCAAGUCAGAAAAUAACACUUGUACUAUCAUAUGUUUGUAUGUAGAUGACAUGUUGAUAUUUGGUACAAAUAUUCACGUGGUCAAUGAAGCAAAAGCCAUGUUGAAAGAGAGCUUUGAAGUGAAAGAUCUGGGAGAAGCAAAGUUUAUGCUUGGAAUCCAGAUAACUAGAACAACAAAUGGUUAUUCUCUAGAUCAAUCUAGCUACAUAGAGAAGAUCUUGAAGAAAUAUAACUAUUUCGACUGUAAACCUGCGUGUACUCCGUAUGAUGCUAGUGUAAAGCUAUUUAAGAACACUAGAGACAGUGUAAGACAAUCAGAAUAUGCUAGCAUCAUUGGCAGUCUCCGUUAUGCUGCAGAUUACACUCGACCAGACAUUGAAUAUGUCGUGAGAUUGCUUGGCAGGUUUAACAGCUGUCCUAGUAGAGAGCAUUGGAAUGCUAUAGAGAGGGUCAUGAGAUACCUCAAGAGAACAGCAAACCUUGGUAUACACUAUCAAAGGUUUCCUGCUGUACUAGAAGGGUAUAGUGAUGCGGAUUGGAAUACCCUAUCAGAUGACUCCAAGGCAACCAGCGGGUAUGUUUUCAACAUCGCUGGUGGAGCUGUGUCUUGGAAGUCAAAGAAACAAACAAUCCUAGCUCAAUCAACUAUGGAAUCAGAGAUGAUAGCAUUAGCAACGGCUAGUGAAGAAGCAAGUUGGUUGAGAGGAUUGUUGUCAGAGAUUCCCCUAUGGGAAAGGCCGGUCCCUCCGGUAUUGAUCCAUUGUGAUAGUACCGCAGCUAUCGCUAAAGUUGAGAACCGGUUCUAUAACGGAAAGAAAGACAGAUUCGUCGUAAGCACAGUACUGUAAGAGAAAUCCUAACGAUAGGAGCAGUGAGGGUGGAUCAUAUAAGAUCCGAACAGAAUCUAGCAUAUCCUUUGACGAAAGGAUUACCUAGAGAGAAAGUCCAAAAUACCGCCAAGGGUAUGGGACUUAUGCCAACCGAACCACGGACUACAAGUGAUGGUAACCCGACCCAAUAGACUGGAGAUCCCAAGAAAUGGGUUCAAUGGGUAAUAACAAGUCAUGAGUAGUAUGCGAAAAGUUCAUGCAUAGUGAAGCAUGAAUCCCAAAGCAAUGGAGGUUGAGUUAAUAACUCUUAAUGAGAUCUAAACCCUUUGUGGGGUGGAGUACUUUACUUUGGGGGUAAUCUUGAUAGACUCACCUAUGUGAAUGUGGGAGUUGGGCCGCUCCCUAUGGAACUUUGGAGGCACAAAGUUGCUAGAGCGUUCACUAAACCAGGGUAACGUGCAUGGCCAUAAACGCACGGGCUAUGAAGAGAACACAACUCAAUGAAAAGAUCCGGUGUGCUGCACUGUCUGAGAUAGGGUUCAAGACUACGAGUCACCCUUAUGAAAUCGGAAGUGUAACCACUACGCUAAGGUUCAAAUCUUCACGAUACCUUAGCUUAUGCCCGAUCUUAUGGAACUGUUGAUGCUCAGAGAUAGUUUCAAAACUAUUCAAGUGGGGGAUUGUUGGAAAUGUAUAUGAAUAGCUUUGAAAGCUAUAGAGUCUCUAGUGGAAAAACUACCACAUUGGUAGUUUUACUUGGUGAAAUGUGUAUAAAGAUAGGAGCCUCUCUCCUAAGGGCAUGCCCCUUGGGGUGACCCACUUUUGUGGGAGAGGGAGGACCUAAUGGACCACCACACACACGCGCGCGCGCGCCGUCCGUCCUUCCGACCGGCCGGUCGGUUGGUUCACUUGAGACUAUAUAUAUAUAUAUAUAUAUAUAUAUAUUUUUGGAGAAAUUCCGAACGAAAGUAAUUAUCUAAUAAUAAUUAAUUAUUAAUCGGUUAUUCUGAGGAAUAUUCUAAGGAUAAUCGACUAAAACGGAAUAUUCUAAGGAUAAUCCCUACGGGUUUAUCUUAACCGACGGUUUUAAUUAAGGAAGUAAUUAUCUUCCUUAAUUAAUCCGACUUAUUCCCCAAGCAAAAGGGUAUAUUCCUAGGGGUUCGGCUCCUAUAAAUAGCCGCCUCCCCAGCCCCUCUAAACAUCAUCACAACGAGCAGAAACACAAUAGAGAGAGUGUUUAGAGAGCUUCGGUUUUCGCACAAAACCGGGAGUAUUGAGAGGAGCUGUUUUAUCCUGGAGACGACCGGUUGAUAGUCUGCCGUGCGCAUCGAAGGCAGUGUCGCGAACGUCUUAAAGAGAGCGACCUAGUCCGCGACUCAGCUCCAGAUUCGGUAACCUCGUUCCUUUUGUUGUUCUGUUCCUAACAACCGUGGGUGAAGAGGGUCGGGUUCUGACCCUUCGAUGUUGCUGGUAACCUGGACUUCGUUGGUUGCGUACUCGUCUUCCUAAGAACUGGGUUUUGAUACCAACUGUCAUGGUGAUGUGACGUGGGGAUGACGUUUUUAGUACUCGAACAUAAUAAAAGACUAAAGCAAAAAUUCUCAAAGGAAAUAACAAAGAAAAUAACGAAUAAAAGAACAAAAGCUAAAUAUUUGGGUUCCAAUAUUCGUAUGCAUUAAUCCAGAGAAUGAUUACAUAUUUAUAGGCUAGGCUAUCCUGCAAUCCCUUCUCCUUUUCCUACUAGGUCGGCGCCUUUUUUUCCCUUUCCUAACCAAAAUAUGAAACCUAUUCUACAAAGAAACAAAUAUCAAAUCCUAAACACAUACGUACUAAAAAUCUUAAUCCAACGCAAACAAGUAAACAUAAAUAAAUAAUACCAAAAGUACCAAAAUAAUAUUUGAGUACAAACUAAUAAUAAAAAUACUAAAGAUAC